This is a messenger RNA of Monoraphidium neglectum, 879 nucleotides long. RefSeq lists its product as hypothetical. Gene Ontology annotation, molecular function: iron ion binding; heme binding; monooxygenase activity. The transcript is spliced from 6 exons. Lineage: Eukaryota; Viridiplantae; Chlorophyta; Chlorophyceae; Sphaeropleales; Selenastraceae. The record is from RefSeq and is a predicted model, not a curated record. Bases 1 to 879 code for a protein of 292 amino acids.
AUGCCCCUGCUGCGCCUGAUGUCAAGGCUGGGGGACCGCCGCCUGUCAGACCUGCACGAGGCCGUCGAUGUGAUGCGGGGCGCCAUGCUGGACGUCAUCCAGGAGCGCCGCGUGGCCCUGGGCGAGGGGCGCCCCGUGCCUCAGGACCUGCUGGGGGUGCUGCUGACGGCCGCCGACGACGAGGGGCGCGGCAUGACUGAUGAGGAGCUGUGGGAGGACGUGCAUGACGUCAUGGGGGCGGGCCACGAGACGACCGCCACCACCACGGCCGCGGCGCUGUACUGCAUCUCGGCGCACCCCCACGUUGAGGCGGCGCUGCUGGCUGAGCUGGACGCGGUGCUGGGGGGUCGCGCCCCUGGCUAUGCUGAUCUGGAGCGCCUGCCCUACCUGACGGCCUGCAUCAAGGAGGCGCUGCGGCUGUACCCCGCCAUCCCAGUGUUCCCCCGGGAGGCAGCCGUGGAUGACGCGCUGCCCACAGGCCACCCCGUCAGCAAGGGUGACGUGGUCUUCAUGUCGUCCUACGCCCUGGGCCGCUCCCCCGCCCUCUGGGACGACCCCCUCACCUACAACCCCGCCCGAUUCUCGCCCGAGGCCGAGGCCGCGCGCCACCGCUUCCAGUUCCUGCCCUUCGGGGCCGGGGCCCGCAUGUGCCUGGGCGCAGGGUUUGCCCAGAUGUCUGUGUCCCUGAUGGUGGCCACCCUCCUGCAGCGCCUCCGGUUCGAGCCGGUCAGGCCGACCAACGAGCUCAUCCCUGUAGGCUAUGACAUCACGAUGAACUUUGCACCCACCAACGGCCUGCACAUGCGUGUCACCGAGCGGGUGCCGGCCGCGCAGGGGCAGGAGCGGUCUGCCGUGCAGGCCGUGGCCGCUGAGGUGUGA